CCCGGCGAACCACCUGAGACUGACGAACACCGCAGUUCAGCCGGUCAUGUACGACGAGGAAGACGAAAUUCUUCUCGUUAGCAGUGCUGUGGUUGUAAUAGCUGCUUACCAUUGUAUGCAACGAAAACAUAAGCGUCGAUCUCGACGAUGGUGGUGCUCAAAUCUUUUUAAAGAUCGUGUAUCUAACCAGAUGUUAGGAGUCCUGAAAGCUCAGGAAAUAAGUGGCCAAUACAAAAAUUUCACACGAAUGAGCCCGACUACUUUUGAAGAUUUAUUGAUUAAAAUUGGACCAAAAAUCUGUAAGAAGGAAACACACUUGCGAGAACCGAUCACUAUUCAAGAUCGGUUAGCCGUGACAUUGCGGUUUCUAGCGACAGGAGACUCGUACUCAAGUCUGCAAUAUCUGUUCAGAAUUUCAAAGCAGGCUAUAGGAGGAAUAGUAACAGAAGUCUGCUCAGCGUUAAUUGAAGUGUUGAAAGAAAAUAUCAAGCUCCCCAAAAAUCCCGCGGAGUGGAUGGAAGUUGUGAAGGUGUUUGAAGAUCUUUGGAAUCUGCCUCAUUGUGUGGGAGCUAUCGACGGCAAGCAUGUCAUUAUACAGUCUCCAAUGAACUCUGGCAGCGAGUUUUACAACUACAAAUCACAAUUUAGUAUUGUAUUGUUUGCUUUGGUAGAUGGAAAUUACAACUUUUUAUUUGCUGAUGUGGGAUGCCAAGGAAGAAUUUCGGAUGGGGGAGUUUUUAACAACAGUAAACUGUAUGACAUGAUGACGAAGAGAACUUUGGGGUUGCCAUCUCCAACAGAACUUCCUGGACGACAGAUGAAAGUGCCGUAUUUUUUUGCAGCUGAUAAUGCUUUCGCCCUUGGAGAAAAUAUAUUGAAACCUUACUCUGGAGAUUUAGAGAAGGGUUCUUGUAAAAGAAUAUUUAAUUAUCGGCUAAGCAGAGCCCGUAGAGUGGUAGAGAAUGCCUUCGGAAUAGCAAGUUCAGUAUUCAGGGUUUUAAGAAAACCAAUCCUCCUGGAACCUGAGAAAGUUCAAUUAAUCGUUACUGCGAUUAUACAUCUGCACAAUCAUUUAAGACGGCAUUCAACAAACCUAUACACACCGCAAGAAUUAAUGGACUACGAGGAAGGUGGUGUCUUGACGGAAGGUUCCUGGAGAAAGGAUGAAAAUAUGACAUCCCUGGUUCCAUUAAGAAGUAUUCCUAGAAGAUCCUCUGCCCAUUUUCAAAAAAUAAGGGAUGAACUAGCAGACUACUGCGUUAAAGAAGGUGCGAUAUCGUGGCAGAAGUCAUAUGCUUGA
Bacillus rossius redtenbacheri is the source of this 1300-nucleotide messenger RNA. RefSeq lists its product as uncharacterized. Lineage: Eukaryota; Metazoa; Arthropoda; Insecta; Phasmatodea; Bacillidae. Bases 47 to 1300 code for a protein of 417 amino acids. The record is from RefSeq and is a predicted model, not a curated record. The transcript is spliced from 3 exons.